AUGCCCAAAUCAUCCCAUUCAACUGCUUCCAUAGUAGCAGGGAGUAUCGCUACCGUAGGAGUUGUUGCAGCAGCUUCCGUGUGGAACAUCUUUCGUCGUCGAGCUCCAUAUUUGACCAACAACGAUCUCCUCGCUGAUCCUGUGGGCGACCUUCAAGUGGUUCGAAAGCUGACAGCGGCCGACCGGGAAGGACUCAAGAAAGCCAUCAGUUCAUCGUUUGACUACCUAUACGUAGUAAAGGAGGAAAAGUCUGUUUCAUCUGAAGAUACCGCAGAUGAGACAGAGGCCAGCCUCGAAGAUAUGGACGCAGCUGUGGAAUCCUUUGUGGAAUAUGUCCUCCACAUUGCCGAGAAUUAUGGUCACAUCAUCAAGUCUGUUGACAAUGGCGGCAACUACCAAGGUUCUAUCUGCGUUAUCCCACCAAUCUCGCCGCAUCUUUACAAGGCCUACAAUCUGAGUGCCAUUAUGACUGCAAAAAUGUUUUCCUUGCACACCUGGAGAGACCUCUUUUCUUCCAAACGAUACAACGACAUUGAUAUAUUCGAUGAUCGACUGAGCAGAACAAGCCGUCCCAUCUUGAAAGAUUGCUCAAAUGACCAAUGGUUUGUCCUGAACUUGGGCGUGGCUCCGUCCGCUUCCGGCAAGCGCCUGGGAACACGAAUGAUGCAACAAGUCUUUCACUUGGCCAAGGAUUCUCCAGUCAUUUGGAAUGUAUCUACUGCCACCGCAACUACUCCUGUAUCGCACAUGAUGAUGCAUCGAAAAGGACUGAAUGCCAAGAAAAUCAUGCCGUCCAGUCCUUCCCGGAGAAAAAGCAGCCGACGACGAAACAAGAGCGAACUCAUCUCACAGUGA
Molecule: messenger RNA, 855 nt
Organism: Cylindrotheca closterium
Lineage: Eukaryota; Bacillariophyta; Bacillariophyceae; Bacillariales; Bacillariaceae
Source: the annotation of a GenBank genome assembly